CGAUCCCCAGUCAUUCUUCAAGUCUCUCUCCCUCUCUCUCUCUCCUCACGGUCAUCUCCUCUGCCUUUAUUCCCUCGAAUUCUCUUCAGAUUCGUUGCUUUCCUUCAAAUCCUCAGCAAACCCACCAUUGCCACCACCACCACCGCUUCUCCUUUUCCAACCCAAAAUCCAACCUUUACACCCACAAUUCCUCCUCUCUCUCUCUCUCUCCAAGGUACUAUAUAAAUAAUCUUUCCUUGAUGUCCUGCAAUCGAGGAUUUAGGACUUGGUGCCUUUCCUUUCUUUCUUGAUUGAGCUUUGAUGGGCGUGGUCUGAAGCUCGAUUCCGGCGAGAUUUAGAGCUUUUCUUCGGCGAUCAGCGAAAAAGGUGUCUGGUUUACGUUGUCCCAGAAGGAAGGGUGCGGCAUGGAUAAGUACGAGGUAAUCAAGGAUAUAGGAUCGGGCAAUUUCGGAGUUGCCCGGCUCAUGAGGAACAAGGAGACCAAAGAACUCGUUGCCAUGAAGUACAUCGAGCGUGGUCGCAAGAUUGACGAGAAUGUGGCCAGAGAGAUUAUUAAUCAUAGAUCGCUCUGCCACCCAAAUAUCAUUCGCUUCAAAGAGGUGAUUUUGACGCCUACCCAUCUUGCUAUUGUCAUGGAAUAUGCGGCGGGGGGUGAGCUCUUUGAGAGAAUCUGUAAUGCUGGAAGAUUCAGCGAGGAUGAGGCCAGAUAUUUCUUCCAGCAGCUCAUCUCAGGAGUUAGCUUCUGCCAUGCCAUGCAAAUAUGUCAUAGAGAUUUGAAGCUGGAGAACACCCUCUUAGAUGGAAGCCCCGCUCCGAGACUUAAAAUUUGUGAUUUUGGGUAUUCUAAGUCUUCUGUGCUUCAUUCAAGACCUAAAUCCACAGUCGGAACUCCAGCAUACAUUGCACCUGAGGUUCUCUCUAGGAGGGAAUAUGAUGGCAAGUUGGCAGAUGUUUGGUCCUGUGGGGCGACUCUUUAUGUGAUGCUUGUGGGAGCAUACCCUUUUGAAGACCCAGAAGAUCCUAAAAACUUCAGAAAGACUAUUAAUCGGAUCAUGGCUGUUCAGUACAAAAUCCCUGAUUAUGUUCACAUAUCUCAAGAUUGCAGACAUCUCCUUUCGCGCAUAUUCGUUGCAAAUCCAUCAAGGAGAGUCACCAUCAGAGAAAUCAAGUCUCACCCAUGGUUUGUAAAGAACUUGCCGCGCGAAUUAACGGAGGCAGCUCAAGCAAAGUACUACAGAAAAGAAAACAUAAGCUUGCCGCGGGAAUCAACGGAGGCAGCUCCAGCAAAGCUUAGAAAAGAAAACCCAAGCUUCUCCUCUCAGAGUGUCGGGGAGAUUAUGAGAAUUGUGGAAGAGGCCAAAAGACAGGCUCCACCACCGCACUCCCGCAGGAGCUUCGGCUGGGAAGAGGACGAAGAUGGCGAUGCAAAGGAGGAAGAUGCGGAAGAAGAAGAAGAAGAAGAUGAUGAUGAAUACGAUAAGAGGGUCAAGGAGGUGCAUGCUAGCGGAGAAAUCCGCGUCAUUUAAUACAUCCGUUUUUCUCUCAGUAUAGGUCUAUAAGCUAUUGAAUGGGCAUCUAUAUAGACGAAGGUGAAUGUUUGCAUCUGAAGGAAGAGAGAUGUCGGCUUGGCAAUUAGAUCCUGAUGUCUAAGUGUGUGUGUAAAUUGGUGGUGUUAUGUAAUGAUGAUUUACGCUGCUGGUUGCGUAUGCGGUGGGUAUGGAGGACAUAAAAGAGUUUGUAAGCUUAACCUUGAAGCUGUGAGCUUGUAGUGAUUUGUUAACAAGGCUAAAUACUGAACGGCCGAGCGCCUCUUGCUGUUGCUAUCA
Molecule: messenger RNA, 1826 nt
Organism: Eucalyptus grandis
Lineage: Eukaryota; Viridiplantae; Streptophyta; Magnoliopsida; Myrtales; Myrtaceae
Product: serine/threonine-protein kinase SRK2A
Exons: 9
Coding region: 405-1526 (373 amino acids)
Biological process (GO): intracellular signal transduction; protein phosphorylation
Molecular function (GO): protein serine/threonine kinase activity; ATP binding
Source: RefSeq, a predicted model, not a curated record